This is a messenger RNA of Musa acuminata AAA Group (dessert banana), 560 nucleotides long. RefSeq lists its product as uncharacterized. The record is from RefSeq and is a predicted model, not a curated record. Bases 196 to 408 code for a protein of 70 amino acids. The transcript has a single exon. NCBI's taxonomy places the organism in Eukaryota, Viridiplantae, Streptophyta, Magnoliopsida, Zingiberales, Musaceae.
AGUGCAAAGCUUGCAUUCCACGAACCCUAAAGCAGCGUUCCCAUCUCUUUUCCCAUCCCUCUCCUCCUUUUGUUCGCUUUAAGCUUUCUUACCGCUUAAGUAUUGCAGCUUUCUCCGUGUCUCUCUUCAUCAUCAUCUCCAUUCCCUCUUGCUCGAAGAAGGAAACACAAGCUGUAGUAGCAACAGGCGAGAGACAUGGCUGCCGACUGGGGGCCUGUGAUCGUGGCCGUCAUCCUCUUCAUCCUCCUCUCACCGGGGCUGUUGUUUCAGCUACCAGCGAGAACGAGGGUGAUCGAGUUCGGCAACAUGUACACCAGCGGAAUCGCGAUUCUGGUCCACAGCAUCAUCUUCUUCGUCAUCUUGACCAUCCUGGUGAUUGCUAUAGGCGUCCACGUGCACGCUGGCUAGUAGAUGAUCAAAGUCCUUUUUUUGGGUUUCGCCAUGAUUUUGUUUCGGUCCGUCACGCAUGUAAACCUUCUUAUUGUCAGUCAACUGUAAUCUGUGGAAUAAUGGAUGAUGAACUCGAGUUGAAGAAUGGUGAGGCUGCUGCUCUUCUACCA